UCAAAAGAGUAGUUUCCCCUUCCUACAUAGAAACCAGUAGACGCGUUUUCUUUUAAUUAUUUAAUUCUUGUCAAUUAAUUAUCGUAAUUGUAUACUAGAUCUUGUCGACUUGUCUUAUAUCUAAUCUAGAUCAGGUUUAACUGUUUAAGUAAUUAAGUGCCAUAUUCAGACAUAUAAAUAUGCCCGUUGGGAAUUCUGCAAAUAAGUUAACAAAAAGUAAAAAGAAAGAUGACGUUCAGCAAAAGGUUUUGGAAAUAAAACAACGACAGCAGAACUGGAUGAAGCAAAGAGAUAUUAGUCAAAAGGAUGAAAUAAGUAACAAAAAAAAAAUGAAACCACAAUUACCUGCAGCAAAUCUUAAUUCAAACUUCAAGAAUGAAAUGCCAUCUUCAAAAACCAAUGUCAAAACUCUAUCACCUGACCAGAAGGAUAAAAUUCAUGUGCGGGAGAAGUUUAAACACUGGAUUGAUAUAAGAAAUGAAACAAAGAAAAAUGAUGACACAGGAGAUCUCAAUGACAACCUCAGCAUUAGAAGUGGUGCAGAGAGUGAACUAGAGAGGCUUGUCUCCCCUGAACCAGAUUCUAGACUUCCUACUCAGGAGCAUGAUUUCAAAAACUUAGCAGAGAAAAUCGCCAACAAAGUGAAGGAAGAUUUAGGUCUCUCACAGUCUAGCUCUUCACUGAGUGCUUCAACUGCCAUUUCAUUUUCUGAUAGCAGAACUGGUUCUAAUCAUUUCAAUCAGGAAAAAACAACCUCAACUGAGAAAACUGGUCUGGCGAGUCACAGCUGCUUUGUUUGUAAAAACCUAAUGAUUUCAUCUCAGCAUGUUCCUAUGAUGGUUAUUCCAUGUGGCCACACACUAUGCAAAACAUGCUCUGAAAAAAGAAAUUCAUGCCCAUCAUGUGACUGCCCAAUUAAAUCCCUAACAAUCAACAUAAUGCUCCAGCAAGUCAUUCAAGAAUACCACACACCAAAGUCAAAAUCAACUUUUAAGACUUUAGAUAGAAGUUCCAAUAGUAACAAUGAAAAUAAAAACUAUUAUUUGACUUACAGCAGUGCAGAAAUUCAUCAACCUGUUCUGUCUUAUAAGACACAACUUUCAUCUCUUCAAACAAGACAUGAUAUUUUAAGUAAUGAAUAUGAAACUAUGACAAACAGCUUGGGACUGUUAAUGAAAAAAUUCCAGCAGCAGCAUAGACAAGUUCAGAAUAUAAAAACACAAGAGGAGGAAGUAGAAAAAGCUAUACAUGAACUUCAGACCAGAUUAGCAGCUCUUAAGUCACAUAGGGCCCAAUAUGAAAAAGAAGUCUUAGAAUUGCAGACUGAAAAAGCUGAAGUAGACAGUAAGAUAGGAAUACUCAAGGAAACCUUAUCCUCUUUAGAGAGAGAAAUUGAAAAAGUGAAGUUACUCUCAGAAACAGAAUAGAGCUUUUUAUUUUAUUUUUAAAAACUGACAGUGGUUAAAAAAAAAAAGUUUUAAUACCCUGUAGUUUAGUAAAUAUCUUGUUAACACAAAAGUAGAGACGCCAUAAAUAGUGUAAAUAUAAUUCUAUUUAUUUGUAAAAAGCAAUACACUUUAUAAUAAAAUCAUAAUAUAUUCAUGAAAAACAAAUUCUUGAUUUCUAAUUUGAUAGUUGAAAAAAUGUAACAUUGUUCAUAAACUCUUUGUUAGAAAUCCAAACAAAAGGAUGGAAUGGAAUCUGAAGUUACAAUGGUAAUAAAGUCAAAUGAAUAGAAAUGUAUAGAUAUAGUUUAGAAACAUCAACAAUAAAAGCAGUAAUAAUAUUUGGAGGCACAUUACAUUAAAGAACAAGUAGAAAAAAUAUUCCUCACAGUAAAUCAAGAAAAAUAAAA
Messenger RNA from Biomphalaria glabrata, 1855 nucleotides. RefSeq lists its product as uncharacterized. Bases 180 to 1427 code for a protein of 415 amino acids. The transcript has 8 exons. The record is from RefSeq and is a predicted model, not a curated record. NCBI's taxonomy places the organism in Eukaryota, Metazoa, Mollusca, Gastropoda, Planorbidae.